Messenger RNA from Cryptomeria japonica (Japanese cedar), 4103 nucleotides. RefSeq lists its product as uncharacterized. The coding region runs from base 564 to 3503 and encodes 979 amino acids. The record is from RefSeq and is a predicted model, not a curated record. Lineage: Eukaryota; Viridiplantae; Streptophyta; Pinopsida; Cupressales; Cupressaceae. The transcript has 7 exons. Gene Ontology annotation, molecular function: chromatin binding.
AGAAUUAGACCCCAUCAUCCCCUAGGCGUGGGAAAGCCCUAAAUAUCUCCCAAAACCUCAUUUUACUCGUUUUUCUUCCAAUAGGACACACAUCAGAAAUCAUCGAUCCUGGCUUAUUUUCCUCUUUCUGCCAUGGAAUAGUACUUUGUUACAUAUUUCCGCCCAAGCAUAAGCUGAAGCUUUGUACCGAUACUAAUUAUUCCAAUAAAGUAGCUAAAUAUAUGCAGAGCAAGUGGAGAGGAGCGGGAGAUUGACGAUCUAUUUCACAUGAGUAAUUGAUAAGAAAAGAAGUGAUAUAAUCGCGAGAGAGGAGGCGCCAAGGAAAGGUGAUGUAUCUCACAUUCAAAAUGUGUAAUUGCUGAUAUAAGAAGAUCCCACUGGCUUGUGGGUGCCUCUCUUUCUGCCAAUUAAGCGAACAGGCUGAUUGCUGGAAUGCAGGUACAGAAAGAGGAGGAAAAUUGAGUUAGCUGGUGGAUUUCGUUUCUGGGCGAUAGCUUGUGAGGAGGUUAAUAAGCAUUCUGUGUAGCCACUGAAACAAUUGGGUUGUGUUCAAUGUGGACGAAAUGGACGGUUAUUUUGAGACAGAGACAGAGGACGUGAAUAUGACAGAUGCAGAUGGUAUUGCCAGUGAGUCAGAAGUCCCAGAGGUAGUCAAGGCCUGCCAUGAUAAACCCAUUUUGAAGGAGGACGAGAAUGAAGAAAAGGAAGGAAAGGAAGAUGAUAAACCCAUUUUGAAGGAGGACGAGAAUGAAGAAAAGGAAGGAAAGGAAGAAAAGGAACAUCAUUUGGCAAAAAGACUAAAAUCAAGCGGGGAGGGGGGCGCAAGUUUGAGUUUAUCUUCAGUUGACGUGGGCAUAAAGCAGGCAGCGGAGGUGGUGCUAAUUCUUUCGAAUAUGGCACAGAUGAGGGCAGGCAGACCCCCCACAGAGAUUGAAAGAGAACUUAUGGUCAAAGCACGCCACCAAAUUGGAUUUUUGGUUGGAAAUUUGCUACUUCCCAAGGACUUAGUUUCCAGAGAAGUUGUUGGGAAUAUGAUAGACGACCUUGGCCUCAACAAGUUGAAGCAGGAUCACCCGGUAACGCCAGGCCCAAGAAAAUCAAUAGCAGAAAGAGCAUCAGAUACAAUGAAAAAGAUUGAAAAAGCAAAGCUGUCAACAGUGAAUACAUCAAUGGUACCACCUUCAUUGUCUAAAGCAGAGCGUGAACCUGCCAACAUUUUAAUUAAUGGCAUCUCAGUUGCAUUACCAGCUCAAGUGAUGCAAGCAGGUUCAGGGAAAAAUUCAGUAUCAAUUUCACAACCACUUCCCAUUUUACAACCAUUUAUGCCAGCUAUUUCUGCUAUCGCCCAGACUCCAAUUUCACAACAUGUUCAAAUUGAGACAAGGGCUUCUAAUUUAAGUACAGCUUCAGUUGCACCACACCCCAUCGGUGCACUGACAUCAGCUAUCAUUUCACAGGCUCAGGUUUCACUGACGGCACCGGUUGCAGCAUUGGCUCCUAUCUUACGAGCUGAGGACCGAACAGAGACACGGCCGACGGUAGUUGGUCAACCAGGCACAACUGUGAUGUCAUCUGUCCUAGAGGCACAUUCGGUACCAGCUAAAAUGCGUGGGCAGGUGUUGAAGCCGUUGGCAGUUCUUGGUACAAUAUCUGAUAAAAAAUCAGUACCUCUGUCUUCGGAGACAACAACCACAGUUGUUAGAGAUCAUUCUAAGGGUUCUAUGCUUUCCCCUUCUAAGGUUCCUGGCAUCGUUCAGACCUCUAUAUCAUUGGAAAACUCUGGUAAGGAUGUUGACUUGCCAGCACAACCUUCAUCGAAUGUCAAAGAAACUCAAAAUCUCAACGAGUUUCAUAUUACUUCUCCCCAAUUUGAACAGAAAGAUUUUAAAGGUGUAUCAACGGCCACUGCAUUUCUUAAUCAUCAAACAACGCAGGUUCCUCCACAAGGUCUAAAACUAUCUGAUUCUGUUGCAAUUCGUGCUAAUCAUGCUGACAUUGCUCAAAAUGUUCAGAAGAUCCUCCAAGCCAGGCCUCCAGAUCUUCGCCAGUGGGAACCUCCCUCAAAGGCCUACAUGAACGCAUCUGUAACAUGUCAAGUCUGCAAGAUCAAUGUUCUUGAUAUAGAUACAAUACUGGUCUGCGAUUCUUGUGAAAAAGGUGUUCAUCUAAAAUGCCUUCAAGCAUACAACCAAAGGGGUAUCCCUAAAGGUGAUUGGCAUUGUCCAAAGUGCUUGGUUGCAAGUGGUGGGCGCCCAUUGCCUCCCAAAUAUGGACGUGUUGGUAAGAGUUCUUUUGUUCGUCGAACACCUGCAAGUGCAAACAAAAGUAGCCCUCUAGCUUCUGUUGGGAAGAAGAUGGAAACUGCCCAUUCAAAGUCUCCUCAUCAUACAGCUGUAUCAAUUGGCUUAAAUGCUCCGGAGAUUCCUAUUCAUGUUGAUCUGACUAAUACCAACAACAGGCAUAUGCAUGCUACAGGAGAUAACAGUGGGGAGCUUAAACCAAAGUCUGAAAUGCUUUUGGUCCAAAACAUAAAGCAAGAAGGAGGAUUGAAUGAACCCAUCAAGCAGGAGUCAUCAAAAGAAACUGCCGACAGUUUUACUGGUCUCUCAGGGCCUCUCUCAGGGAAAGAGAAUCAGUGCAGCCCAAAGAAUGAAGUUUUUGGCAGUCAUGUUUUGCCUGAAGAUUCUCGAUAUAAUCAGCAUUCAAAGAUGAAUUUGCAUGUUGCAAAGCAACCCCAAACCUUAAGUAAUUCACAAGGUGCAGACAGAUUAAAAAUGGAGCAAGCAGUUAGUGCAGUGAGAAAUGUCAUGCAAAGCACUGCAAUACAGCAAUUGCCUGCAGAAGCAGAAGGGUUGCCAUUUUCUCCAUUUGCUAUAGAAGGACAAACUUCUAAAGACAUAGGCGAUAUUUCUAAGAAAGUUGAAGAUGCUCAGCAGAGUGGGUUGCACAAAUCAACCAUAUUUGAAACGAAAUCAUUAGUUGAAGCGACUGACCCAAGCAGGGCUACUGAAGAGGAUGAUGCAUACUGUGUGGAAUGGGUUGGUGACAAACUGUAUGUUGUAGGAGGGAAGACAUAUUACCAAUCAUGUUCUGUAAAUGGGGUUUCCUAUAGACUACAUGAUUAUGCUUUGUUUCGCCCUGAAAUUCCUAAUGUUCCUCCAUACAUUGCAAAGCUUCAGGUUUUAUGGGAGGAUGAUGAUACUGGGUCAAAGUGGGCACGAGUGAACUGGUUUUACUAUCCCAACGACAUCCCGCAGACGGUGAGCCGUCCAACAACACCGGAAAAGGAUGAGGUUUACGAAUCAAACCAUGGAGACAACAAUCUGGUGGGUUCUAUCCAAGGUCCUUGUCAAGUUCUUUCUUUUGAGAAGUAUACAGAAGAGAUUGAGAAGAGAAGAGAACUUAAGGAAGGAGGAAACGACAGCGAUACAUUUCACCCAGUCUUCUUGUGCAAGUGGUUUUAUGAUGCACCAGAGGGAGUUUUCCGGCCGGUUAAACAUUGACAUAUUUAAUAAUUAAUUAUGAUGUAUACUGGUGGGUGAUGCCAAAGUCUUAAAUUUCUGCUGAUAGGCAAUUUGUAUUCUAUACAGCUGGAUAUUUUUCUUGAGAUGUGAUGAUUGCCAUGCCACACCAUUGGUUCAAUGGUUGCAAUGUUUGGUUAUGUGCAUCGUGAUGUCUUGUGUAGCCUAUAAUUUCUUAUAUGUGACUUUUGCUACCCACAAUACAAGAAGCUUCUCUUCCGGAGGGAGGUCAAUAUGAGUAAAUUCUUCUGUAUUUUUGAAUCUGGGGUAUUCAUCUUUUGUUGCAUUACAAUUAUUAAUUACCAUCUGCUCAAGUGAAAAUACAAUUGUCUAGACUCAAGGUGAUGCUUUUAUUUCACGUAUUUCCAUUUUACUGAAGCUGCAUUCAAACUUCAGUCAGUUUAUCUGCACAAUCUGCUUGAGUGGAUGCAGAGUUAUUGAAAAAAGUGAUCAUGUGCACCUGUAUAUCUAGUUUCGUGAACUGCCUUCUGGAUGUAGAAGAAUCAAAUACUGAUAUUUGAUCUCAUUUUGACCUUGUAAUCAUAUUUUUUUGCAAAUGCAAAUUUGUAUCAAAGCUCACAA